This is a messenger RNA of Suillus clintonianus, 1116 nucleotides long. RefSeq lists its product as uncharacterized. The record is from RefSeq and is a predicted model, not a curated record. The transcript is spliced from 3 exons. The coding region runs from base 1 to 1116 and encodes 371 amino acids. Lineage: Eukaryota; Fungi; Basidiomycota; Agaricomycetes; Boletales; Suillaceae. Gene Ontology annotation, molecular function: protein binding.
AUGGUUAACUCAUCAGAACACGGAUUAGCUCGCGUCAUCCAUCAUAAGGAUUACUAUUUGCGUGGCGGUGAUAUGACCGUAUUGGUCGAGAAUCAUCUUUACCGGAUACACAGUCAUUUUUUCGAGCGUGAAUCGCUGUUCUUCCGGCAGAAGUUCCAGUCAUCCGAAGGCGAGGAACGCGGCUCAUCGGACAACAAUGCUUUUACCUUGGACGUCAAGAGCGAAGACUUUGCACGUUUUCUCUGGGUCUUUUACAACCCGAAAUAUUCGCUCUAUGAGGCGCCUCUCGAGACGUGGCUGAGCAUCUUACAGCUUGCCAAUCGGUGGAGUUUCGGCAACGUCAAGGAGCUCACCGUGCGCGAACUCGAGAAGAUUCAGAUAGAACCCGUCGACAAGAUCGCAAUCUAUCACGAGUACACUAUCAACAAGCUCUUCCUCGUCCCAGCGUACAUCGCUGUCUGCAAGAGGGAUAAGCCUUUGACCUUUGCUGAGGGUAUGCAGCUUGGGAUGGAGACCGUUCUCCGUGUCGCAGAUGCUCGUGAGCGGGCUCGCCAGCGUGCUGCUGAGAGUGGAAUCCGCUCGCCUACAUUCGAUGACUUUGACGACAGUGAGAUGGAAACUAUGAUCAGGGAGGUUUUCGGAAUAGCAUCGCGACCAACGUCGCCGAUUCCGCAGACCAGUACUUCACCUAGCUACACCAACGGCUCGAACUACUCUGGUAGCACGAAGGUUAAUGGGUCGACGGCACCCAAAGCCAAUGGCAGCUCCUCAAUUCGUACCAACGGUUCAUCCAACUCUGACCCAGCUGCCCGUUCCUCCAUCGACACCACACGGACGGACACUACACGGACGUCGUUCGUCUCUGCCGUGGACACUUUUUUGUCUUCGCCAAGUGCUCCCGCUUCCUCGUCGCCAGCUGCUGAUCAGAAGCAAGCUGCCCCAUUGCCUGAGAAUAAGCCCACGCCGCCGGCCAAAGCGACACCCGAGCAGACGAGCUCUCCCUCCGCUGCAACCGCUGCAACCCCCACGGCCGAUGCAUCCAAGGGCUUGUGGAGCAAACCGAACGGAUCGGGUAAGCCUUCAUCGCUGGCGAGUCCCAUACUUAUCCUUUUCUGA